GGCAAACGGAAGGAGGAGCUCCCAGUACCCUCUGUCCAUCACCCAUAAAGAGCCAGCCCAGCCUCACCAUUCCUGAGCACGGCUGGAGAGAUGAGACCAUCACGCCACCUCCCCCUAACGGGGCUGCUAUUCUUUUCUCUUAUUCCAAGUCAACUAUGCCAGAUCUGUGUGGUAAAUGAAACGAACUUCUGGCGUCUAGAACCUCUGAUAAACAGGAUGCUAAAUGCAAACUACCCCAAAGGAACCCUAGGUCUCAAUGUUCUGUUGACCUUCAGACUUGUUGGGAUUAAGAAUCAAAGCCUAGAACAACAGCUGAGGCAACAAAUCAAAGAAGACAUAAACAGCGGAGAGAUGGAGUUAACCUUGGGAGAGCUUGCCUUGGGUAUUCUGGGUUUGGGAGCAUGUGAAAAUCAGGAUGAAGAGUUUAUACAUGGUGCUCGUCUGGUUAGCAAACUUGAAGCCAAAUUCCAAGCAGAAAUUCAGAAUAUGGAGGCGCACGACGGCAACCCACUGACCAACUACUACCAGCUCAGCCUGGCCCUGUUGGCCUUGUGUCUGUUCAACGGCAGCUACUCAAUCACCAGUGUUACUGAUUACUUCACUCCUGAAAAUAAGAACUAUUAUUUUGAGGACCAGUUCUCAGUAGAUACUGGAGCGAUGGCUGUUCUUGCUCUAACAUGUGUGCAGAGGAAUACACAAAAGAAGAUGGAUGUGAAUACAGAGGGUAAAAUCAGUAAUUACGUGGCAUCACUGGCAAACAAGAUCCAGGCUGAGGGAAAACAGGGUCUCUUUGGAAACAUAUUUAGCACGGGAGACGCUAUGCAGGCUCUCUUUGUCUCAUCGGACUAUUACAAAAAUGAAGCAAAUUGCAGAGAAACUCUACGUGCAGUAUUUGACAACAUUUCUCGGGGAGCAUUUUACUCACCGAUUUCUGCAGCCCAGAUCUUACCUGCCUUGAUGGGAAAGACCUAUCUGGAUGUCACCAACCCUUCUUGCGGCCACAAUUCAGUCAAAUUCAACACCUGCACUGAAAAGCCAGGUACUGUGGCACCCACAAGUGCACCCGGGAACAUCUUAGUCAAAUACUCCGUGCGAAUCAAUGAGACGAGUCACACCGAAGUCACCGUGAGAAAGGGUUCCGUCUUCCUCGACGUGAUGAAGGCUGCUCAGGAGAAAAAUGAGACCCUAUUUCGCUUCACAGUGGAGGAGACCAUGUGGGGCCCCUACGUCACCUCUGUUCAGGGCAUAAGGGCCAACAAUAAUGACAGAACCUAUUGGAAACUUCUGAGCAAUGGCCAGCCACUGAGCCAAGGAGCUGGGAGUCAUGUUGUCCAAAAUGGAGACAAUUUGGAGGUUCGUUGGAGCAAAUACUAAUAAUUCAAACCUUCCUCAGCUGGGUCUGAGCCUUUUGUGGUACAGUUCUAUGUGGAAAUUGAUCUUACACGCUCCUUUUCAUUUAUAUCUCAAUCCUCACAGCACAUCAAUAACCUCUACUUCUCUCUUUGAGUGU
Molecule: messenger RNA, 1510 nt
Organism: Bubalus bubalis (water buffalo)
Lineage: Eukaryota; Metazoa; Chordata; Mammalia; Artiodactyla; Bovidae
Gene: TCN1
Product: transcobalamin 1
Exons: 9
Coding region: 91-1374 (427 amino acids)
Biological process (GO): cobalamin transport
Molecular function (GO): cobalamin binding
Source: RefSeq, a predicted model, not a curated record